GAAGAUGGCUGGCCAUGGCCGCUCUGUCGUUAGAAUACUGGGGAGCAACAGGCAGUGAUGGGCUGAGUGUGGAAGGGCCGGCUGCUCUCCCAGCUCAUCUCCGUCUCCUGAGCUUGGCCCUGUGUCCCCACCACACUCCUCACUAGGUGGAAGGGGGAGGCUGGUGUUAUGGGGCUUUGAGCCUGAGGUUUCCCCCUCUCCCAGCCCAGGUGUUUCUGCAGAAGGACCUCCCAGGGCGGAGCGUGGUUCCCAGCCUGACUAGGGGUGGAGUAGGGACAGACCCAGGGUGAGGGAGGAGGACGCGUGGGCAUCUGCCACCAGCAUGAGGACCACUAGGGACCUGCAUGGAUGCGCCUGCUGUCACAUGCACCCCAGCACGCACUCUCUUGCUCCACACCUGUCUCACCUCAUGCACCCUCCCUUACACACUUGCUCUCACAGGCACUGGUCCUGGCACUCGUGGGCUUUCUUCCACAAUCCUCCACUUUCUCGUCUUUCCUGCACAUGCACCCACUACCCCAGCACCCUUCCUUAUGCCCUUUUCCAGAGCCAGGCCUGUCCUCUGCUAGUGCACAGCCAGAGUGGCUCAUUCUAAGUGGCUGUCUGGCUAGAUCCAGACACUGCCUGCAUCUUAAAAGCCUCUCCCAGCUCCCCAGUCAGCCGGGGAGUGGGAGGCACAUUUGUGUGCCUCUGCGUGCUCUGGGGGACAUUCUCAGGGGCUGGAGGCCUCCAGGGACUCAGGACUGUCCUCUGUUAGGUAAUCCACAAAUUGGCUUCUCCAGCCAAGGCAGAAGCACUGGAGGAAAGCCACCUCCUCACUGUCUGCUCUGGAUGCCUCCUUAAAGGCCAUGGGCAUCCUUUUCAAGGCAGGUGGCCAGCGCUUGAAGAGAGAGCUACCGAGACUGUGUCCAGGGUGGGGUUUAGAGGGCAGAGCCUGCGGCAUUAAGCUAAGCAAGGAUUAUAAUGGAAUUUCCUGGGCCUUUAGCAGCUGCAGAACAGGACAGAGGACACAGGGCCUGUGAUGCUGACCCCUCCCACGCUGACCUUGUGGCUAACAGGUGUGAUCACCAGCUCAGCAACCACACCAGACACACCCGACACUUAAAACCACCGACCCCUUUGCCAGGCCCCCGCAGGCUGCUCUGCCUCCCUGUCUGGGCUCAGUUUGCAGUGAAGCCCCGUGCAGGUUCUAAGUGUGUAACUCUCUCUGCUCCCCGUCUUUGAAGUUGCAGGCCUUUGCUUGACAUCACAUAAGAGAAGCAUGGUGUUAUCAGUGGGACACUUUGAACUUCUCGAGAGAGAAGCUUAAAGACUAUCUAGGAAUAAAAGUUAUUCUGCUUUUAUUGUUGACAUGAUUUCACUCGUUUAUUCCCAGGUCCUCCUGCCUCUCCACUCUGCUUUCUUCUUGUAGAUGAAAAUUUCUAGAUAUUUUGAAACCCAGAGGGAAAGAUGGGGAUGGGGAAAGGCAGGGCAGAGGAUACAAUGUAACCAUGCUGCCUAGGUUUUAUGAAUAUUUUCCAUUUAGAUUUUAAUUAUGAGAUUUUGUUUUAAUUAUACAAAUAAGAUAUGCUCAUUGCAACAAGAGAAACAAUUUAAGUAUGUAUGAGACAAAGUUAAUAACUUCCCCCCCAUCCUCCAUUUCUGCCUCCUACAGUAACCAGUCUUAAUGGGCCAUUAUAUCUUUUGCCAGUCCUUCCUCUAGGUUUAUUUGGCUUUUGUUAUUUAAUUUUUAAAAAUCCGCUUUGUGACUCGAGGUGCAUAAAUUAUAUGUAAGGCAGCUUGGCUUGUUCAUAAAUUAUCAUGUUAAGCAUUUUAAUUUGAGCACAGUUAACUUUUUCAGUUCUUACAGAUUUACUCAUUUAUUUUUAAACCUCUCAUUUUUAUAGAAAACAGAACUCAGAAGCUAUGAUUUAUACGCGAAGAGUCUACACAUCUUUAAUCUUUGCCAGUUUGUGAAAGCAAAAUACAGUCCCAAUGCCUAUGAAACUGUCAUGCUUUUGUAAAUUACAGAAAUGUAGCAAGCUUGUGGAUGUAAUGUCACUGCUGUAUCAAAAAGACAUACAAUGAUAUAACCAGAAAAAGGAGUUGAGGAAAAAAAAAAAAAUCUGGCCAUAGCCUGCAGUUUUUAUCAUGUGAAACUUCGCCUCAUCAGUGUCAUUUUCUGAGCUAUCAUUGAACAUUCACAUCUCUGCUGCUUCUGUUGCUUUAUAUUUUUAAAACCAUGCACACAUCCGAAAUGUGACUAUUUUCCUGAUUGAGGUAAGUUUUCUGCUUUUUCAGGGGUCAGAGGAUUCUAAACUCUGACUGAUUCCUUUUAUGAGCUGGAGAAGACAAGGCAUCUCAAGCCGGCCACAGGGAGGAGGGUAAAAGGCCUGGCCUGUCUCCCUCUGUGUGGCAGCAGAGAUGUGAUUGGCUGUUCCCAGGGCGCACUCCUGGACCAAAUGUGGAAAGACGUCCUAGGCUUCAGCCAUUGAAGGCACCUUUGAAAAUCAGGUUCUGAGUUCCUGCUUGUUUUGUAUUCCAGGCAUGUGAUGGAGCUGCAUGUUCUUGUCCCUUAUAUUUUUGCCUUUGGAUCUUAUUUCAAAAGAAUCUGCAGUGGUAGGAAUUAGUUGACAGCAAUUUCUUCCCUAUCUUAAUAAAGUUCCCUCUAUCCUUAUUUUUAUCCUUGUCCCAGAGGUACACUCAGUUUCUUUUUAUAUAUUAAAGAAUAAAAGACUUGGAUUUAUCUGGUUUGUUUGAUAUGCAAGAACUGACCUCGCUUCCUGGUCUCAUUCAGCAAUAAUUUUUUUUUUUUCUAAAGAAACCUGUUUAUCACCUUUGUCUUCUGGAGCCAAAUCUAAAAGAGGUUCUCAACAAACAGCAAAAGUACCUUUCUGGGCCCUUGAAGAUCCUCAUCCAUUUCUUUUCAGUGAAUAUCUUUUUGUUCUUAAGACAAUUUCAAAAAAUUACCUGUGGUCUCCAUUGCGUUCUUAGUUUCCUGAUUUCUCUUGUUGACAGAAGCGGGAUGACUUUAACAUGUUUUUAAUUGCUUUUGCUCUUUUCUGGACCUUCUGGAGACAGGCCAGCUUCAUGUCGUCAUCAAGGGGCAAUACUCAGGCGAUGCACGCGCACCCUGUUGUAGCCACAAGCCACUGUGUCACUUGUAUUGUGGGUCAUCAGAGCAAAUGCUUUGCCAUUCAUUUUCCGGAAUGUUCCAUAUUACACAGCUGAUAUGAUCUGCAGUGCAUCUUUUCCUCUUACCUUUCUCUGUCUCUCGAAAAAAAAUUCGCUGGGAUAUACCAAAAAUGUUCAUUAUUCCUUCCCUAUGGUUAUUUGUCUAGUUAGACGUUUGGGAAGAUAACAGUUCUUAGAGUUUCUUCUUUGUACAGAUUCCAGAAUUCAUCCAUGUCCUGCCUGAAAGAGGCUGUUCUAAAGAAUAUCUGCUGGGCAAAUGGUAUACCAGCCUUCAUUGUUUUAAGAGUUUUGCUGGCAUCUUCAGUUCUGGAUAAUAGCAUUCCAAAAGGCUCUGUGACUCUGGACAGAAUCUGUUCUGCACUAGUGUGUCAAGCAUGUUGAGCCAUUGAGAGUUUGAGGGGUGUACCUACAAGGUGAAUUACCUUAGCAUGUUUCUUAAGCAGCCACUGUUAACGGGGCCAUGGUUUUUAUUUCACCAUCUCCCUGUUCUUUGAAACAUAGAUUUGAUCUGGGAAUGAGUCUGGUAGCACUGGGGACAGAAUUUGCAAAGAACUCUGUUUCUUAGGGAUAAUCCGCCAUAUGAAAAUGCUUCUCCCCCCCAGCUCCAGCUUUAUUGAGACACAAUUGACAUGAUAUUGUGUAAGUUUAAGGGGGUACAAUGUGAAGAUUUGGCAAAGCUGCUUCCUUGUCUGCUCUCUGUUGAACUCUCGUAAAUAGGGUUCUAGAAGCAUGAAAGGUAGAUUUCAGUGGCUAGUUGGCAGAUAUCCGAUGCAUGCCAGCCCAUGCGGAUGUAGAAAUGGUGUCUUUUCAUGAGAACCACGUGGAGAUAACACUGAAGGCUUUAUCUUGCAGCACAGCCAGCAUUGUCAGGAAGAAAAAUAGAUUAGUAGGAAUCGAAUCAUGAUAUUCAAAGUGAAAUAUAGUUUAAUAGUUUGGUUUCAGCUUCAUUGUGAAAUGUAUAAUUUUUAGCUUCUAACUUCCAACUGGCUUUUAAAAAAACUUUCAAUCUCUUGUCUUUUGAGUGAUGUGCCUUUUGUUUUCUUCCCAGCAGAAAUAAAUGGCAUCGACUGCUCUUGUCCAUUGCAACUUGGGGACUUUUGAGACUCGGUCACGAGGACAGAGAUAGCUCAUCACUAAUCUUAGACCAACAAACAAGGGUGGCUGUAGGAGGAAGGGAGGAGAGUAAAUGGAGAAAGAACUUGAAUAGUGCCUUCUGGAAGAAAGGGGAAAAUUGGCCCUGUGCUCUAAGAGGGAGGGCAUGAAAAACAGAUGCUCAGAUGGGUCGCCUGCAGGAUAUAGCAGGGGGAGCGACCCGGCGCAUGGCCCUCCACGAUGGCUGACUUGGCAUAGGAAGCAAGCGUGGCUGCCAACCUCAGUCUUGCAAAGCAGCAGCCCCGCCUGGGAGCAGGGUGGUGGCCAGGGCAAUGGUGGAAGCCCUGAAGAUACCUCAUGGCUGCUGAGGGGCCUGCCCCAUCAGGGAGCGGAGUGGCGGGCAUGGUGUGCAGCCUGUGGGUCCUGGUGCUGGUGUCCUCAGUCCUGGCUCUAGAAGAGGUAUUGCUGGACACCACAGGAGAGACUUCGGAGAUUGGCUGGCUCACCUACCCACCAGGGGGGUGGGAUGAAGUGAGUGUUCUGGAUGAUCAGCGCCGCCUGACUCGGACCUUCGAGGCAUGUCACGUGGCCGGCGCCCCUCCAGGCUCCGGGCAGGACAACUGGCUGCAGACACACUUCGUGGAAAGGAGAGGAGCCCAAAGGGCACACAUCCGGCUGCACUUCUCCGUGCGGGCAUGCUCCAGCCUGGGCGUGGCUGGCGGCACCUGCCGGGAGACCUUCACGCUUUACUACCGCCAGGCCGAGGAGCCCGAUGGCCCGGACAGCAUCUCUGCCUGGCAUCUCAAGCGCUGGACCAAGGUGGACACCAUCGCGGCAGAUGAGAGCUUCCCCACCUCCUCGGCGUGGGCGGUGGGCCCCCGAGGGGCCGGACCGCGGGCAGGGCUCCAGCUGAAUGUCAAAGAGCGGAGCUUCGGGCCCUUGACCCAGCGCGGCUUCUACGUGGCCUUCCAGGACACGGGGGCCUGCCUGGCCCUCGUGGCGGUCAAGCUCUUCUCCUACGCCUGCCCCUCAGUGCUCCGCGCCUUUGCCUCCUUUCCGGAGACACAGGCCAGUGGGGCCGGGGGCGCCUCCCUCGUGGCAGCCAUGGGCACCUGUGUGGCUCACGCCGAGCCAGAGGAGGAUGGAGGAGGGGGCCAGGCGGGGGGCAGCCCCCCUAGACUGCACUGCAACGGGGAGGGCAAAUGGAUGGUAGCCGUGGGGGGCUGCCGCUGCCAGCCAGGGUACCAGCCUGUGCGCGGAGACAAAGCGUGCCAAGCCUGCCCUGGGGGGUCCUACAAGGCCUUGGCUGCGAAUGCCCCCUGCUCACCAUGCCCUGCCCGCAGCCACGCCCCUGACCCUGCAGCCCCUGUCUGCCCCUGCCUGAAGGGCUUCUACCGGGCCACUUCCGACCCCCCAGAGGCUGCCUGCACUGGUCCUCCGUCGGCUCCCCGGGAGCUGUGGUUCGAGGUGCAGGGCUCAGCGCUCAUGCUGCACUGGCGCCUGCCUCAGGAGCUGGGGGGCCGAGGGGACCUGCUCUUCAAUGUCGUGUGCAAGGAGUGCGGAGCAGGAGGCAAGGGCCCUUGUCGCCGCUGCAGGGAUGAGGUGCAUUUCGACCCCCGCCAGAGGGGCCUGACCGAGAGCCGCGUGCUAGUCGGGGGGCUCCGGGCACAUGUGCCCUACAUCUUGGAGGUGCAGGCUGUCAAUGGGGUGUCGGAGCUCAGCCCAGACCCUCCACAGGCCACAGCCAUCAACGUGAGCACCAGCCAUGCAGUUCCCUCGGCAGUCCCUGCGGUGCACCAGGUGAGCCGGGCUGCCAACAGCAUCACCGUGUCCUGGCCGCAGCCUGACCAGACCAACGGGAACAUCCUGGACUAUCAGCUCCGCUACUAUGACCAGGCAGAAGAUGAAUCCCGCUCCUUCACCUUGACCAGCGAGACUAACACGGCCACCGUGACCCAGCUGAGCCCCGGCCACAUCUAUGGCUUCCAGGUGCGGGCGCGGACUGCUGCAGGCCACGGCCCCUUCGGGGGUAAGGUCUACUUCCAGACACUGCCUCAAGGUGAGCUGGCCACCCAGCUUCCCGAGAGACUCUCCUUGGUGAUCGGGUCCAUCCUGGGGGCCCUGGCCUUCCUUCUGCUGGCGGCCAUCACCGUGCUGGCUCUCGUCUUUCAGAGGAAGAGGCGUGGAACUGGCUACAUGGAGCAGCUGCAGCAGUACAGCAGCCCAGGGCUCGGGGUGAAGUACUACAUUGACCCCUCCACAUACGAGGACCCCUGCCAGGCCCUCCGAGAAUUCACCCGGGAGAUCGAUCCCACAUAUGUCAAGAUAGAGGAGGUCAUUGGGGCAGGCUCCUUCGGGGAGGUGCGCCGGGGCCGCCUGCAGCCCCGGGGCCGGCGGGAGCAGCCUGUGGCCAUCCAGGCCCUGUGGACCGGAGGUGCUGAGAGUCUCCAGAUGACCUUUCUAGGCCAGGCUGCGGUGCUGGGCCAGUUUCAGCACCCCAACAUUCUGCGGCUGGAGGGCGUGGUCACCAAGAGCCGGCCCCUCAUGGUGCUGACCGAGCUCAUGGAGCUGGGCCCCCUGGACAGCUUCCUCAGGCAGCGGGAGGGCCAGUUCAGCAGCCUGCAACUGGUGGCCAUGCAGCGUGGAGUGGCCGCCGCCAUGCAGUACCUGUCCAGCUUUGCCUUCGUCCACCGCGCGCUCUCUGCCCACAGCGUGCUGGUAAACAGCCACCUGGUGUGCAAAGUGGCGCGUCUUGGCCACACUCCUCAGGGCCCAAGUUGUAUGCUUCGCUGGGCAGCCCCAGAGGUCAUUGCACACGGGAAAUAUACAACGUCCAGUGAUGUUUGGAGCUUUGGGAUCGUGAUGUGGGAAGUGAUGAGUUAUGGAGAACGGCCCUACUGGGACAUGAGUGACCAGGAGGUACUAAAUGCAAUAGAGCAGGAGUUCCGGCUGCCCCCGCCUCCAGGCUGUCCGCCAGGACUCCACCUGCUCAUGCUGGACACUUGGCAGAAGGAGCGUACCCAGCGACCUCACUUUGACCAGCUGGUGGCUGCAUUUGACAAGAUGAUCCGCAAGCCAGACACUCUGCAGGCUGGCGGGAGCCCCGGGGACAGACCUUCCCAGGCCCUUCUGAACCCCGUGGCCCUGGACUUUCCGUCUCUGGACUCCCCCCAGGCCUGGCUCUCGGCCAUCGGCCUGGAGUGCUACCGGGACACCUUCUCCCAGUCCGGCCUCUGCACCUUCACUGAAGUGGCUCAGCUCAGCCUGGAAGACCUGCCUGCCCUGGGCAUCACCCUGGCCGGCCACCAAAAGAAGCUGCUGCACCACAUCCAGCUCCUGAAGCAGCACCUGCGGCCACCGGGCUCUGUGGAGGUCUGACGCCCGGCCAGGCAGCUGUGAAUGGACGAUGCCUGUGACCCGGUCCUGGACUGGGUCCAAGGAGGGACACGGGAGACGUGAGCCAGUCUCCACCUUGACCUCUGUGCGAGGUGCCCGCCACGCUUAAGCAACCUCUGGGACGUCUCAUGCCUGGUCCUCUGCCCCUCCACUGCCCCCCACCCCCCAUUAAAGGGAAAGAAGGGAUUUGUUGGCCAGUCGGACGUGUGGGGAGGCCUCCGUCUACAGCGAACGUGGUGGGAAGGCCUUGGCACAGAGGGGCGGGGCCGGGAAGACCUCUGCAGAGGCGGAUGGACAAGGGGACGGAGCAGGCAAUGACUUUAUUGGAAGGUAGGAGGUGGCUUCACCCCCAGGGGGCACCCAUUCCCUCAUUUACACCCUUUCCACAGCCGCCUCAGCUGGCUGCAGCUGUGACACCGGGGUAGCGGCUGGUGCCUGGGCAGCAAGCCUCUCCUAAAGUGCUUUGCUCAGUGCAGCCGCAUUCGCUAAGGGCCAGCGUGGGUGAGGCGGGGUCCUCCUGGUGAGGCCCUGGCUUUGGGGUGAGAUGUGAGCCCCACUCCUGGGCUUCCAUUUGUUCUCCUCUGCUCCCUUGACCUGGCAGGUGGGAGGUCUGGGGCGUUUUGGUUUUUGGAUGCCGCUGGGCUCCACAGUGACAGGAGGCACUCAGAUCUGGUACUCCCAGCUGUCCCCGUCCUCCAGGGCCCUGUUGACCACUCCCAUCAGCUCUGACUUCAUGGUCCCUUGCCGAAGCCUCUCCCAGUUGGUGCUGCUGCGGGAGGUACUUCGAGACACUGAGGGGAGAUGAAGGGACUGGGGGGGUUUGAAGGGGCCGCCCAGACGUGGUUUCUCCAUGUCCUCGUCAGAGUCCGAGUUGUAGAAGGCCUGGGCAUAGCGCUGGACACGCUGCCGGUUGAUAUCCUGUCUGUCUUCCACCCUGUGGGGACAGAGGACUUGAAGAGGCUGACCUCAGACCAGCCCUGUCUCUGGGCCCCCGCCCCAUCUCCCCUGCUAUUGGCCUUGGUCCUUGUCUGCAGCCCGAGUGGGCACAAGGGGUGCCAGACCUCAGGAAGCAGCUCCCUGGGGUGCAGAGGCCCUGCGGAUGCCUUCGGGGCCCAGGCACUUAGCAGACCCCUCCCCAGGGAGCCCACAGGCCUGUGUGGGACCCUGAAGGGGCAGGAAGCUGAGCAGAGGGAUGCCAGCCCGCUUUGCUGUCACUCACCGCAGGAACCAGCGGUCCCCCAGCCCAAACUUGUACCCGCAGAUCCCGGAGCGAGGCCACAGGCAGCGAGGCAGCUUCCGUUCCAGCAUCACUGUGGUGGCCACGACCUGCAUGUGGGGAGAGAAGGGACAUCAGAGGCUGGGUGCAGACCAGAAGAGGACAGCAGGCAGAGUGACAACAGUUUAGCAACAGCUAGGACACUCAUGGUUUCCUAGAGGUGACGACAUGCCUGAGCUGGGAAUGGUGGGGGUCAGCCCUCUUCUGCGGGAGAGUUAAUGGGCCUUAAGCCCCCAAAGCGCUUCACCCCGUGACCUGACAUCCAGUCCAGUCCGGUCCUGCAAGAGGUUGCGAGACCUUGCUCCAAGGAGAGGAAGUAAUAGGGCAAAGAGAAGAGGGGUCUGUGGGGCUACAGAAGAUCUUGACCCUAUAGAUGUAAAGGCCAUUUAGAAAUGCAAAUAUCCUUUGAGAAAUCUCCCAUCAGUAUAUUUGCAUGGGAAAAAAAAAAAAAAACUUCCAUGAGCAAACCCUGUUUUAAGCCACCUUACGGGGGGUUUAAGAUCCAUUUUCUACAGGCCACAGUUAAGGACCAUCCAGUUUGAGGGAUGUCCACUUCUAUUUUGCUAACGUUAUUUUUGUUGAGGUAAAUUAUUUUCUAAGUAUAUUUUUAAAUGAU
Messenger RNA from Sus scrofa (pig), 9554 nucleotides. The record is from RefSeq and is a predicted model, not a curated record. Lineage: Eukaryota; Metazoa; Chordata; Mammalia; Artiodactyla; Suidae.